AUGAGCAGGCAAUGCUGCACCUCUAAAUCCUUUAAUGGGAGACGGAAUUAUAUUUCUAGCGGUGGGCUCCAUGCGGGCAGCAAUGUGUCCUCCUCCUUCCGCCUCCUUGAGCAUAGCAGGAGAUACUCCGGAGCAAACCUGAGCAGUGGACAGGGCUACAGGGCUGCACCUUUUGGCUACAGUCUUGGGCCAGUGGGCUUUGGUGCUGGAAUUGCAAAGAAUGAGGGAUUUAGCAGCCAAAGUGCAGGGACCAACAGCCAGGCCAGAGCAGCUGGCAAUCAAAGCAGCGGCCAUCACAGACAUGAAGCAUUCAGCAGCCAGAGUCUUGGUGGUGGGAAUAGUCAUGGCAGACGCUAUCGGCCAGAAGGUUUCAGCACUCGAAGUCUGGGUGGCAAUGUCAGACGUGCUGUCGGUGUGAACUAUGAAUGCCUUAGCCGCUUUGGGGAAGGGAGGGGCAUCCAUACAGUCCGAAUCAACCCAAACCUGUUGCAGCCUCUUAGGAUCCAGAUUGAUCCAGAGAUUUCUCGAGUGAAGGAGGAGGAGCGGGAGCAGAUCAAAACCCUCAACGAUAAGUUUGUCUCCUUCAUUGAUAAGGUCAAGUACUUGGAGCAACAGAAUAAGCUUCUGGAAACCAAAUGGAACUGCCUGCAGCAGCAGGAACCUGUGGAGAAGGCCAACAUUCAGCCUCUCUUUGAAAAUUACAUCACAUCCUUGAAGCAGCAGCUGCAGCGGCUGCUGAAUGAAAGGGAACAGCUGCAAUUGGAGCAGUCAAAAUUCCAGGAUAUGGUUGAAGAGUUCAAAAGCAGGUAUGAAGAGGAAAUCAACCACCGGAUAAGUGCAGAAAAUAAUUUUGUGCUGCUAAAAAAGGAUGUUGAUAUUGCCUAUAGCAACAAAGUUGAUCUAGAAGUGAAAGUGGAAUCAUUGAGACAGGAGCUCAACUUCAUCCAAUGUGUCUUUGAAGCUGAAUUAGCACAGCUCAGUAACAAUGUUUAUGACACUAACAUCCUCUUGCAAAUGGACAACAGCCGAGACUUGAACAUUGACAGCAUCAUCAAAAGUGUGGAAGCAUGGUAUAAAAAUGUUGCCCAAGGGAGCAAAGAAGAAGUGAAUGCUUUUUAUGAAAACCGAUUCCAGGAGCUUCAGCAACAGAGAGGGAAAUAUUCUCAAACUCUGAAGAUCAACCAGCAAGAGAUUGCAGAUCUGACUCGUCUGGUUCAUAAACUGCAGUCCGAACAUGAUAUUAUUAAAAAACAGGUUAAUAGUUUCCAAACAUCCGUUUGUGAGAUUGAGCAGCAUGGAGACUGCGCUCUGAAAGAUGCCCGGGAUAAGCAUAUUGAUCUGCAAAUUGCUGUACAGAAGGCCAAGGAUGAUUUAGCAAGGCUGCUAAGGGAUUACCAAGAGCUUCUGAACACCAAGCUUGCUCUUGACAUUGAAAUUGCUACUUAUAAGACAUUGCUGGAGGGAGAAGAGACCAGGAUACAUUUGGGAAAUCCUGUCUGUAUAGGUGUGAUCAAACCUGGGAUAGAAAGUGCAGUUGGAUCCUCAUUUUCAAGUGGAUAUGGUCCUCUGGGUGGAGGAUAUGGUGGAGGAUAUGAUAUGGGAUUUGGUAAAGGAUAUGGAGUGGGUGGCCAGGGGAGAAGCAAUAGGAACUUCAGCUCCAGAAGUGCUGGAUUUGAUCAAAAUACUGGAAGGAGCAAUAUAGCUACUGGGAAUAGAUCAGCAGAUGCAGAGUACUACCAAGGAAAAGGAUGUAGCUAUAGGAAUGAGUCCUGCUCUGGUCAUCCCUCUGCAGUCAUGCGCCAGUUCUCAACAGAAGAGGCUGGUAGAGGUGCUGGCCAUGGCCCAGGUGCAGGAUUUAGCUCCAGAACUGCCUAUGGAUCAGUUUGCGGUGGAGGAAGGGGAUAUGGGUCUACAACUGUGGUAGGGAAUUGCCCAGAUGGAAACUACCCUCGUGGAGGUUAUGAACCCUCAGGGGUGGCUGCAUUUGGGGAUGGAGGGUGGUACUCUCGGGCAGGAGUCCCAAUGGGGGGUGCAGCUGAAGGAAACCCUGCCUCUGUAGGAAUAGGUGGGGCAGCAGGAGGUCCUGCAGGAGUGUGUUACUCUGGACCACUAGGAACUUCUGCAGGGAUGUGUUAUGCUGCACCAGCCGUAACACCUGCAGGGGUGUGUUAUGCUGCACCAGCAGGACCAUCUUCAGGGGUGUGCUAUGCUGUACCAGUAGGAACUUCUGGAGGACUGUGUUACCCUACAGCUGUAAGAGUUUUUUAAAGAGAUUGGGACAGUCUUAUUUUUAACAAUCAGUAAUCAAUCUACUAUAAAGCUGACAGCACAAUAAAAAUUCAAAAACGUCUCCUAAACCCUUUGGGACAAUGCCCAUGACGAGUUAUCCAUUCUGUAUUUGUAUCUUAGUGAAUCUAUUAUUUUAAGCAAGACAUUUGCCACAGAAUCAUAUACGUUCCUUCUAUCAAGUCAGCCAUUGUUCCAUGUAGUUUUGGCACUGGCUGUUUUCUUAAACCUACUCUUACUAACAUUUUAUACUAAUGUUUUAUUCACAUAUUUGUAUUAACUGGAAAACAAAUGCAUUGGUUUAGAAGAGGGGUUGCCUUAUUUUUUGAAAAAGUUAUUUAAACUAAUUUGACUUUUUACUCCAAAUUUAUUUUAUUGUUAUUGCUAUAUAGCUAAUGCAAGCAUACAUUUGACAUUCCAAAAUAUUUAUUCCUUUCUGAUGCUUAGAUUACUUUGCUUUCCCGCUUAGACUUCUUGUAGGAUUGUGCGAGUCUGUUUAACAAAUGGAGUAUGCUAGCAUAAGUAGAAAGCAAAAUGUUACAAGGAGAACUUAAUUUCAGAAAUCAGAAUUAACCCAAACAGCAACUGUUAUGUCCCGAGCCUUUGCAAACGGCUCGGGCGUUUGCAGGCAGUCCCGGGCAGGUGCAAAGCUGCCCGGGA
Messenger RNA from Crotalus tigris (Tiger rattlesnake), 2946 nucleotides. RefSeq names its product keratin, type II cytoskeletal 7-like. Gene Ontology annotation, cellular component: keratin filament. Gene Ontology annotation, biological process: intermediate filament organization; keratinization. The record is from RefSeq and is a predicted model, not a curated record. Gene Ontology annotation, molecular function: structural constituent of skin epidermis. NCBI's taxonomy places the organism in Eukaryota, Metazoa, Chordata, Lepidosauria, Squamata, Viperidae. The transcript is spliced from 9 exons. Bases 1 to 2268 code for a protein of 755 amino acids.